AGAAGAAGAAGAAGAGUGCGAUGGGGUCACGCGUCUGCUGUUUGAUUGAGAGCAACUCAGCGAUUUCUCCCGCGGCGCUGAAAGGCGCGAUGAACGCGUGAAAAUGUUCGGCUGCGUUUUGAGAAAACUGCGCUGGAAGAGAAACGGCGCGCGCAGAAGCGUGUGCACGAGACAGCCCGAGGUGCGCGUCAGAUUCGCUCCGAGUCCCACAGGUGAAACACACGAGAUUAAAAGCAACGGGGUUUCUUCAUCUCGGAGGUCUGCGCACGGCUCUCUAUAACUACCUGUUCGCCAAGCAGCGCGGCGGCGCGCUCAUCCUGCGCCUGGAGGACACGGACCGCGCGCGCCUGAUCCCCGGGGCCGCGGACGCUAUUGAAGACAUGCUGGAGUGGGCAGGAAUCCCUCCAGAUGAAAGCAGCCGCAGAGGAGGGCAUUAUGGGCCGUACGUUCAGUCUGAACGGCUGCAGCUCUACUCACAGGCCGCAUCAUCUCUGCUGCACACAGGCCACGCCUACUACUGCUUCUGCACCAAUCAGAGGCUGGAGCUGCUGAAGAGAGAGGCGCAGCGGAGCGGACACGUACCGCGCUAUGAUAACCGGUGUCGGCACCUGCAGCCAGAGCAGAUCCGGGAGAAGCUGGCGCUCGGCGUCCCUCACGUGGUCCGCUUCAGACUGGAUGCCGGCGCCGAGCCCUUUCAGGACCUGGUGUUCGGCUGGACCCGGCACGAGGUGGCCGCGGUGGAGGGCGACCCAGUCAUCCUGAAGGCCGACGGAUUCCCCACGUACCACCUGGCCAGCGUGGUGGACGACCAUCACAUGCGUAUCAGUCAUGUGCUGCGCGGCUCCGAGUGGCUGAUCUCCACCGCCAAACACCUGCAGCUGUUUGCCGCGCUGCGCUGGAGUCCGCCGGCGUACGCUCACCUGCCGCUGCUGCUCAACCGCGACGGCAGCAAACUCUCCAAACGGCAGGGUGACAUCUUCAUCCAGCACUUCAGAGAGCAGGGCGUCCUCCCCGAGACCCUGCUGGACCUCGUCACUCACGCCGGGUCCGGGUUCAACAAUAAUCGGAUCGGUCGACAUCUGGACGAAUUAAUUCAGGAGUUUAACAUUUCCAAGAUCACGACACACUCUGCUCUGCUGGAUCUGGACAAAUUAGACGAGUUCAACAGGGUUCAUCUGCAGCGCAGGAUCGAGGAUCAGCAGAUGUGUGCGGAGCUGCGGGACGAGCUGCGUCAGCGGCUUCUUCACACACACGGCUCCGACAUCAGUGACCGCGCCGUACUGGAGCCGCACUACAUACAGAGAGUCCUGCGGCUGCGCAAGGGUCACAUCUGUUCUCUGCGGGAGCUGCUGGAUCACUCGUAUUCCUACCUGUGGAUCCGUCCGCGCGUCUCGCUGCAGCAGCUGAAGGACGUGAGCGUGGAGGCGGCCGUCAUCGCAGUGGCUGUCAUACAGCUGGUUGGAGCCGGCGGCUCGUUCUCGUCCACAGACCAACUGAACCGUGAGCUGAAGCUGAUGGCCAGCAGACUGAACACCAAAUACAGCAGCGUGAUGAGAGUGCUGAGACUGGCUCUGAGCGCACAGCAGAAGGGUCCCAGUGUGGCAGAGAUGAUGCUUUCUCUGGGUGAACAGGAGGUGUGUGUCCGUCUUCAGAAAGCUCUAGACUUAACCAACGACUCGAUCUGUGUUGAAUAAAGUGGAUGUAAAUAUUGA
This is a messenger RNA of Megalobrama amblycephala (Wuchang bream), 1712 nucleotides long. It is a transcript of the gene ears2, whose product is annotated as glutamyl-tRNA synthetase 2, mitochondrial. Gene Ontology annotation, molecular function: glutamate-tRNA ligase activity; tRNA binding; ATP binding. The transcript has 9 exons. Bases 381 to 1694 code for a protein of 437 amino acids. The record is from RefSeq and is a predicted model, not a curated record. Gene Ontology annotation, biological process: glutamyl-tRNA aminoacylation. NCBI's taxonomy places the organism in Eukaryota, Metazoa, Chordata, Actinopteri, Cypriniformes, Xenocyprididae.